UAGAUGUAAAUCACGUCUGACGUCACGUUUAUCAAAAACCGAAAAAUGGCAAAGGUUUUUUGAUAUUUUGUUUGUAGAUAAAACUGGAUAAAACACGAGUUGUUCAUUUACUUUGAUUUUAGUGAAUUUCCUUUAUUUACAAACACAAAUUGAAACAAUUUUGUAGUCGGAUUGUAAUCACAUUACAGUAGCAGCGGGUAAGAUUACUUACGGCUACAAGAGUUAAAGGAGACUAAAGAAAAAGAACAAAUGGAGAGUGACGAUCUUGAUACAUACAUAGUUGUAGUUGGCGAUGAUAUUGAAUCAUUUCCUGAAUGUUUACAAAAGGUCGAAGAAGGGGUCUACCCAGUGUCUGAGGAUCUGCUAGAGGAACCUAGAGAAGAGUCAAACCUUGAAAACCCAAGGCCAAUCAAACAUGAAUCAGAGAAUGAGAACAAUGAUAUGGAAGUAGAGGUGCCACCAAAAGAAAACAUCGAAGUUGAGUUCUUAUCAGAUGAUGCUGAACUAAGUGAUGAUGGAGCAAAGGUACCACAAACGAAAAUGGGGCUUCGAUCGAGGACCAGAAAGCGCACACCAGCUGAAAGGCACUCGUACGUAAAAAGCAUAAAAAAGCUCCACCCCGAGUUGAGGAAAAGUAAAAAGUUGCUUAUAGACAGUUUGGUGGCCAUCAUGAAGGAGACCAAGCCGCCGCCGCUGCCCAAAGACUAUUUUAUGAUGGACGGCAUUAUGUUUCAGUGUAUAAAAUGCAGCCAUCAGUCGGAGAGCAUGGCGGCCGCGGGUCGACACUACCAGGAGAAACACGGCGAGCGGUACCUUUACUGCUUAGCUUGCGGAGUCAACUUCAGAAGUAAAACAAACCUGUACAAGCACGAGAAGAGUUGCGAAGCGGAGGACGCGGCCCUCGUGCUGCGCGCGCGUGCCGAUUUCCUCGGCAACCGCGCCGGCGCGCGUCCCUUCGCGCCCCAACGCGCGCCGUCGGCCAAACGCAAGAAGUCGCCCAAGAAAACGUUGCCCGCCACACCCGUGAAGCCUCCGAUAAGGAAAUAUGGCACCAAGUCCAACUAUUCUGCUGAUGCUUUGGAAGAAGCUUUAAAAAGAAUCCGGAACCGAAAGAUGGCCGUCAGCGAUGCGAGCCUGAUAUACAAGAUACCGUUGAGUACGUUGCACUUCAAACUGAAGAACACUCACUCGAACACAUACGGCCGACCUACCGUGUUCUCCGCCGACGAGGAGAAAACCAUCGAAACUCAUCUGUGUGCCAUCUCCGACUGCGGAGUUCCUAUGCGCGAGCUGGACGUGCGGAAAAUUAUACAGGCGUACCUCAACUCCAACGACCGGGAAGUCGACAUCUUCAGGAACAAUCUCCCCGGAAAGGAUUGGGCGAAGUCGAUCUUGAACAGGUACGAGGAUCUGAGGACGAGAGUACAACGGAACUACAUGACGCGCGGAAUGCGGGUCGACGCGCACGCGAUCAACGAGUUCUUCGUCGAUCUCGAGUGUGAGCUGCGCGGCGUGCCCGCUGCGAACAUCUACAGUUUCGCCGAGGCGCAUUUACUUGAUGACCUGAAGAAGAGAAAAGUUGUUCUCGCGCGAGACAGCCGUCACCCCAACGUGCCCACUGUGAAACCCUCUCUCACUGCUGUGUUCUGCGGCAACGCUGAGGGUACGAUGUUGCCCCCGUUUCUAAUAUUUCAGGGUGACGACUCCGAACCGGGCUGGGUCGCGUGCGCGCCGCGGGGAUCCAACGUGGUAGCGACGCAUAGCGGUUGGCUCGACUUCGCGAGCUUCGAAUUGUGGUUUAAAACCACUUUCCUGCCACGAGUCACUAAACGGAAGGGGAAAAAGAUAUUAAUCGGGGACUGUUUGAGUUCUCAGCUGACGAUAGGAGCGAUUAAGUUGUGUAAUCAGAAAAAUAUUAAAUUCGUAUGCCCGCCGCCGAACUGGGGCCCGUUGGUCCAGCCGAUAGUCGCGGGCUACUUCGACGCCUUGGAGACUCACUGGAGACGGGAAGUGGAAGAGUGGAGAAAUUCUUUUAAAGGCGAACCAGACUAUGCUCUGGGGAGUAGUCUUGUUCAGCUUUUAACGCAAACGUUUAAUACGAACACUGAAACUAUCUCGAAAAGUUUAAAAGCUGGCUUCGAAGUUUGUGGAAUACAUCCGAUUAAUAGGGAAAAAGUAUUGGAAAGACUCUCACAAUAUCUUAAAUCUCAUCCGAGAAGAGCCCAUCUCUAAAAAUAUUACUAUGUCAAGGAUACUAUAGUGGACAUUUUUAAAGUUAUUCCUUUAAGCUCCGGCUACACGCUCCGUCUUACCUGGGAGCUUGCCUGCAUAAGUUAGUUUGCGCAGUUAAGUGUGGACGGCUAGACGGUAUCCCGCGCAGUUCCAAAAGCUGCCAAAGGUUGGACUGCGCAGUUCUCGGUCUUGCCUGUGCAGUUUUAGCUGCGCACGCAAGACGGAGCUUUGAAUAUAUUUAUCAUUGUGAAUCAUGAGUUAUAUAAUUAGUAAUCAUUCCCGAUAAAUAUGUCAUCCGAGAAAGUUAUAACAAGCAAAUGAAGUUUAAAUUAAUUUACCUUUGAAAACAAGUUUAUAAAUCAGCGAUUUUAUUUUGAAAAUUCUACAGAUUUGAUAGUAUCAUAGAUUUGACUUGUGACAUCGCGAUUUUUGUGAGAAAUAGUUGAAAAGUUAAAUUGAAGAGAUAGAUUUUUCUACACUAACAAAAAUGUAAGCAUUCUUAGGUCUUCAGGUGAAUAUUGUAUUUGUAACAUUGUUAUUUGUCAUUUGUAUUACACAAAUUACCCAUUGAUUGAAUAUAUGAUUGAAACCCGACGGCAAUGAAUUAGUUCAUAGUUACUAUUACUAAGAAGGCUUAUUACCAAUUAAAUUUAAGUUUUAUAAUUUAAAAUAUUGUUUUUUGUAAAAUUAUGUAUUGUUUAACAUAAAAUACAAAUGGAUAUUUUGAUAGAUUGAGAGAAAAAUCUGCGCAAAUAAUAAAAAUCAAUGAUUU
Messenger RNA from Maniola jurtina (meadow brown), 3004 nucleotides. RefSeq names its product gastrula zinc finger protein XlCGF26.1-like. Gene Ontology annotation, cellular component: nucleus. The record is from RefSeq and is a predicted model, not a curated record. NCBI's taxonomy places the organism in Eukaryota, Metazoa, Arthropoda, Insecta, Lepidoptera, Nymphalidae. Gene Ontology annotation, molecular function: DNA binding. The transcript has 7 exons. The coding region runs from base 250 to 2232 and encodes 660 amino acids.